CAUUGAACUUCAAACUGUUAUGGUACUCAAGCAAUGAAAGACUUUAUUUUAGAGUUAAUAUUUUUACUGCCACUUGUAGGAGUGAUUUAUUCUGAACAUUUUCCAAGAAUAGCAAUUAUUGGAGGGGGAAUAGGAGGAACAUCUGCAGCCCAUUUUGUGAGAAAUUUAUUCCAGAAUCAAAAAUGUGAUAUUCAUUUAUAUGAGCCUUCCAACAUUGGUGGAAGACUAGCCACAGUAGAAAUUUCAGGAAGAAAAUAUGAAGCUGGAGGAUCCAUCGUUCAUGAGAAAAAUUUCUAUAUGAAAAAUUUAAGUGAAUCACUUGGUCUGAAAAGAAGAGAUCCUGUAUCUGGUUUAUUAGGAAUAUAUAAUGGAAAAGAAUAUGUUUUUAAAGAAACUAAAAAUCAAGCUGUAAAUAUUGGAAAAUUGCUUUGGCGUUAUGGAUGGAGCAUUAUUAAACUUUGGUUUUGGAUUAAAUCAAUGUUGGAUAAUUUUGUAAGAUGA
Messenger RNA from Centruroides sculpturatus (bark scorpion), 501 nucleotides. Its product is annotated as prenylcysteine oxidase 1-like. The transcript has 5 exons. NCBI's taxonomy places the organism in Eukaryota, Metazoa, Arthropoda, Arachnida, Scorpiones, Buthidae. Gene Ontology annotation, biological process: prenylated protein catabolic process; prenylcysteine catabolic process. The coding region runs from base 34 to 501 and encodes 155 amino acids. Gene Ontology annotation, molecular function: prenylcysteine oxidase activity. The record is from RefSeq and is a predicted model, not a curated record.